This is a messenger RNA of Papaver somniferum (opium poppy), 756 nucleotides long. RefSeq lists its product as uncharacterized. Lineage: Eukaryota; Viridiplantae; Streptophyta; Magnoliopsida; Ranunculales; Papaveraceae. Bases 1 to 756 code for a protein of 251 amino acids. The record is from RefSeq and is a predicted model, not a curated record. The transcript has a single exon.
AUGCAUAUUUCAGCUACUUCAAUUAAUCCUACAGAAGUUCAAGGUUACUUGGCUGGUAUUGAGCCACUAAAUGGCACUAACUAUCUCAAAUGGAGGUCGCAUAUGGAUAUAGUUCUUGGUUACUUGGAGUAUGAUAUUACUUUCAGAGAACCAAUGCCUCAAAAGCCUGUAGAUAGUUUUAAUAGAAGUGAAAAACAGAGUUUCUACAAGUGGGAAAAGGCAAAUAUAAUGAGUGUUAUGAUCAUUCGAGAUGCAAUUCCAGAUGCAAUUAGAGGUGGAAUUACGAUGAAAAACACGGCCAAAGAGCAGUUGGAUGUUAUUAAGUCACAAUUUAUGAGUUCGGCAAAGUCUAUGGUUGGUGCUCAUAUGAGUCAGCUGAAAUCAAUAUUGUAUAGUGGAUAUGGCAGUGUUCGAGAUCACAUACUACAAAUGGCAGAUCUAAUAUACAAGUUACGAGGUCUGGAUAUGAACCUAAAUGAUGAUUAUCUAGUGCAACUCGCAAUAAAUUCACUUCCAGAAAAGUUUGAGACUUUCAAGAUCAACUAUAAUAUUUGUGAAAGAAAAUGGGAUGUAAACGAGUUAAUCGCUCAUUGUGUGCAAGAAGAGGAAAUGAAGCGACGUGAAACUAAAGAAUACACACACUUUGCAUCAGCUGGUUCUAGUAAGCAAAGUUUCAACAAAUUAGGAAAGAAUAAGAAACCUCAGGAACAGAAAAAAGAAACACCAAAUGAUGAGUCUGAAGUUAAUAAGGGGUAA